UAAAAAUGUUGCGCGCAAACUCUGGCCCCGCGGUUUUGCGUUUCUCGCCGAGCCACCCGCACACUCAACUUUCAAACUCACCCUCACUCUGCUCACUCACCUCUCCCUCUAUUCCCAUUCAGAACCACCCGCCAGGUCUAUCCACCACCACCACCACCCCUCCUCCUCCUGCAGCGCACGCUCAACAAGCGCUCCGAAUUUAAUCUUACCCAGCCAAACACCAAAUUGACUCCCCGUCGACCAAUGGCUUCCACGAGGUCCUCCACAGUGCGCAGCAGCUCCACCAGGAUCAGCGUGGGCGGCGGCAGCGGCGGCGGCUCGCGUGGCUUCAGCAGCACCUCGCUGUCCGCCGGGGGCCGCUCGGGAGGGCGCAAGGGAGUCCUCUCGUCCGCCAGCUUCAGGAGCGGCGGCGGCGGCGGCGGCGGUUUCGGUGGCUUCUCGGCCUCCUCGGCAGCGAUGCUGAGCGGGCCGCCCCCGGAGAUUGACCGCAGCAUCCUUCCCGUGCGCACCCAGGAGAAGGAUCAGAUCAAGGGCCUCAACGACCGCUUCGCGAACUUCAUCGACAAGGUGCGCUUCUUGGAGCAGCAGAACAAGGUUCUGGAGGCGCAGUGGAGGGCCCUGCACGAGCGCGGAACGGUGGUGAGCGGCCUGGACGGGCUCUUCGAUGCCUACACCAGGGGCCUCAAGCAGCAGCUGGAAAGCCUGUCCAACAACAAGCUGGGCCUGCAGAACGAGCUGCAGGCCAUGCAAGGCCACGUGGAGGACUUCAAGACCAAGUACGAGGAGGAAAUCAACACUCGCACUGAGCGGGAGAAUGAGUUCGUGGUCGUCAAGAAGGAUGUGGACGACGCAUUCCUCAACAAGGUGGAGCUGGAGGCGAAGCUGGAGGCUCUGCAGGACGAGAUCGAAUUCCUCAAGAAGAUCUUCGCAGAGGAGCUGCGCCAGCUGGAGUCGCAGAUCCAGGACACGAUCCUGACGGUGGAGAUCGACACGAGCCGCAACCUGGACGUGGAUGGCCUCAUCGCCGACGUCCGCGCCCAGUACGAGGCCAUCGCCGCCAAGAGCAAGGCCGAGUCGGACGCCUUCUACAAGAGCAAGUUUGCCGACCUGAACGCGAUGUCCGGCAAGGGCGAUGACGAACUCCGCCAGAGCAGGAGCGAGAUCGCCGACAUCAACCGGCAGGUCCAGCGCAUCAAGGCCGAGAUCGAGGCCCUCAAGAAGCAGCGCGCCCAGCUGGAGGCGGCCAUCGCCGAGGCGGAGGGCCGCGGGGAGCUUGCCAUCAAGGAGGCCAAGGAGAGCAUCGCCCGCCUGGAGGAAGAGCUGCACCAGGCCAAGCAGGACAUGGCCAAGCACGUGCGCGAGUACCAGGAGCUCAUGAACGUCAAGCUGGCUCUGGACAUCGAGAUCGCCACCUACCGCAAGCUGCUGGAGGGAGAGGAGUCCAGGCUGCAGAAUGUAACUGCUGGGCUGGCCAACCUGGGUGGCAUGGGAGGAUAUGGAGGCUACAGUGUCUCAACUUCCUACGAGACGUCCAGCAAGAGAAGCUACUAAUGCGGAGCCGCUCCCAACAUCGCUCAACCCACACCGAGGGCCAGCACGGGACAACCGGUGCAAGACAUUGUGGCCCACAGCCCGGGGCGGCUCGGUUUGGCAGUGUGCAUUCUGACGUCGCGUCCCACGUCCUUCCCCACGUGUCACUCGCACCCUGCUGGGUCAGUGGUUCCCUACCUGCGGUCGGUGGGCCGACGGUGGUACGCAAAGACUGUCCACGGGGAACCGCCGCAGGUGCACGAACACAGUUAGCAACAACAGCAACAACUCAAUGCAUUCGUCAAUAACACCACCGUGGCCUUAAAAAGAAAUAUGUAAUAGGCUACGCUUCGGGAUGACGGCCAUUCUUGUGCCAUGAAGGGCCGUUGCCCGAAACGUCGCUAAUUAUUUUUUUGCUUGAGUUGUUUUUGUUGCUUGCAGACACAAUUUAGAGUCCCUUUGAAUAAUAAACAGAGCGGGUGUGGAACCACUGCGUUAGACGAAGUAGUUUUUUUUUUUGCCGUGUCCUCAAACGUGGAAGUUGUUGUUUUUUUCUAAAUUGUUUUGCGCGUCUAAUAGAAUGUGCACUGCCGAUCGGCGACUCCCCCCCCCCCCCCCCCCCCCGGCUGUGUGGUGUGAUUCUCAAAUUGGCUCAAAAAGGUUAAUUGGCGCUUGAGUGUGUGGGGCUCUUCGGAGGUGGGUGGAAGUUCGCUUUGAUUUGGACACUGGUAUCUGUAGGUCGUUUUAGUCCUGGAGUUAAAGGAAAGAAAGAAAAUAAAUACGGUGGUGUCGGCGGUGGGGGGGAGGGGUUUGUGGGCGAGCUUUUUAGUAAUAGCCAGAAUGAUGCAAUGGCCGGCAUAGCUGUCAAAAGUGGUCGUGUCUUGUUGCGGGAGGUGCUGCUCACCCCAGCCUGGCGUUCCGUGGGGGUGCACUUAGAGGGGGGGGGGGCGGGAGCUGAGAUGUGGAACGACUUGCUGAGCGCCAACACAGGAGCGUCCCGAGAGAGAGGGGCUAGCCGUCACAUCAUCCGUCAGCUCGCGUUGAGCGCCAUUAUUGACCACUCCCGUCUAACGCAGCAAGUGUGCAACGGGCGCCCUUCGUGUCAACCCACUGCGGGGCUCCGUUUGACCGCGCAUCGCCCGCGCCGGCCCGGUGUCGGGUUGGCGAGGUCGCGGGAGCGUAGAAGUACGGCACAACAACGGAAAAAAACCCCGCUUGCGACGCUCGACGAUUAUUCGGAGGCGCGGGUGGCGUCGGGUGGCACUUCGCGCGCGCGCGGCUGGGCUGGGUGUCGGUGAAGCCACGUUGGCAACUAUGGGGUCCGGCCAAUGCGUGCGAGUGGGCUGAUUGGACGCACUGGAGCAGCAGCAGCAGCAGCAGCAAUGGAUGUCACAGGUGGCUUUGGUCAAUGCACACGCAUUGUCUUCAUGGCAGGGGUUAACCUCUCGUAUACGUACUCACGUGUGCCGGAAAUAAUAAAAGAAGCUUUGUGAAUUCCCAACGCGG
This is a messenger RNA of Petromyzon marinus (sea lamprey), 3036 nucleotides long. RefSeq names its product keratin, type II cytoskeletal 8-like. The record is from RefSeq and is a predicted model, not a curated record. Gene Ontology annotation, molecular function: structural constituent of skin epidermis. Lineage: Eukaryota; Metazoa; Chordata; Hyperoartia; Petromyzontiformes; Petromyzontidae. Gene Ontology annotation, biological process: intermediate filament organization; keratinization. Gene Ontology annotation, cellular component: keratin filament.